Messenger RNA from Seminavis robusta, 1818 nucleotides. NCBI's taxonomy places the organism in Eukaryota, Bacillariophyta, Bacillariophyceae, Naviculales, Naviculaceae. The record is from the annotation of a GenBank genome assembly.
AUGGAAAAGCAAUGGAAGCAACCACAAAAUUUGUUUCAAGAAAACCGAAAGGGCCAAUCAACUCGCUCCUCCAGAAAAGACGACAGAGUACUCGGCAGUGAAAUCAUGGCAAUCAUUACUGCAGUCAAACUUUUUAGCACUUCCAUCCUUGUGGCGUCAGGACUCCAACAUUUUGCGAAAAACAUUCCAAAUGGUAACCGUGUGCCGAACCCAUACCCUCAGGGUGGUCUCUGGGCCGGUGUAGGGCACAACGCCAUUGGUGGAGGUGGCGAGCUCAAUCCAUUUGGGCAAGAUUUUCAAGAGGAAGGCUUUGAGUGGACCGAGCACUUGUGCCGAGCAGACUCAGACGGCGACGGCCGCUCCAACGGCGAAGAAUUGGGAGACCCAGAUUGCAUUUGGACCAAAGGAGAAUCUGAUCCUAUUCUCCCAGCCUUGUCGCAUCCCGGAGUGGUGGACACUCCCGUUGACAGAGACGGCAUCGUGGCUUCUACGUGCUCUGAAUAUAAGGAGCCGAACGAUGUUAUUGCCUUCGACAUGAAGUUGAGCGAGCCAGUGGAAAUUGAUGCAACACGUAGUCACUAUUUCUGCGAACAGAUUGAACUUGCGGUGCCUAAGGCAACCAAGUUGCACAAAGUCAAGCACUCUUUCCUUAAAGACAACAAGGAUAUUCCUCAUCACGCCUUCGCCUAUCUUUGUCUCGAUGGCCACUCCAAAGAUGGAGAUAGAGUGGGUCAGGGGCCCUACUCGUGCGAAGGUGCGGAGAGUUCGUGUAUUUCUUUGGCAGAUUGGGCCAUUGGGCCAAGUAAUGAAGAAUGUUUGCCUCCAAACAUUGGCGAGGAGUUUGACUUUUCUGGAAUGGACAGCGUCGUCGUGAAGCUCGAGUUUCACUACGACAACACCGCUGGAACUCCCCAAAGGGAUCAGUCUGGCUUUCGAGUGUCACUUACCUCUGAACUACGACCCCAUACCUUGGGUCGGGCAAUGUUCGGCAUGGGCAACGCUGAUGUGGACUUUGUCAUUGUGCCGCAACAAGAGACCUACCGGAUUCAAGGUAUUUGUCCCUCGGAGGCCACGGCGGGCUUGGAUCAGCCUGUGUAUGCGACGCAUUUCUUUCCUCAUAUGCAUUUGAGUGGCCGUUCCUUGGUCACAGAGCAAUAUCGCUGUGGUAAGAAGAUUGGGGAGGUAGGGCGCGUUGAGUCCUACGAGUUUGACAAUCAGAUGACGUAUGAUCUGUCGAGGAAACAUAUCAAGAUUCUGCCCGGUGACGCCCUAGUAACAACCUGUGAAUACAACACAUUGGACAAGAAUGCCUCGUUGUAUGGAGGCGACCAAACAGCAGAUGAGAUGUGCAUCAACUUUUUCUUUUUCUAUCCUGCUCCAGCCAAAACUGGGCUUUUGCAGCCUUGUUUCGCCUUUGACAACGGUGUGUCAUUGGAUCGAGUUGACGGAACUGCCUUUGAUAGCCCGAACGGAGUACCAGAAGCGUUCAAACCAUUCCUUCAAAACAAGUUCGCUCUCUACAAUCGAAACCCCCGCGGAGGUAUCAUGACGGACUUUUCCAGCGACCCCAAGGACAGCUGGGCACCCUGCUGUGAAACGGGAACAUGUGAUAUCGACUUUUUGGCUUCUGCGGGAGAGCCCUGCGGGUUGGAUCUGGAUUGCAAAGAUGCCCUUUUCUGCAACGAAGGUUUGUGCGACGGAGAAACAGAAGCUGACCUUAUGGGAUCAUAUGCAAGCAGCUCAGUUGGAGUGAAAGGGAUGGCGAGCAUGAUUUUCCCUGUCUUUUUCCUGGUUGCCUCAGCCAUGGUCUUCAACUAG